CAGUGGUUCCUGGCUCAGGAAAAUCGUCUCAGAAACAUGUGGAAUGAUAUUGAGCUGCUAACAAAUGAUGAUACAGGAAGUGGGUACCUAAAUGUUGGUUCAAGACAAGAACAUGGAACUGCUUUAUAUCAAGUAGAUCUGCUAGUGAAGAUCUCCUCUGAAAAGGAAGCUUGUAACUUUGAUUUGAAAUUUUCAGAUACUGAAGUAGAUGUGGUUGGCCUAUGUCAAGAAGGAAAGUUUCUUUUGGUUGGUGAGAGAAGUGGCAACUUACAUCUUAUUCAUGUCAAGUCAAAGCAAACAUUACUCACUAAUGCUUUUGUUCAGAAAGCAAAUGAUGAAAAUCAGUGUACUUACCAGAAUCUCGUUAUUGAGAAAGAUGGUUCAAAUGAAGCGAUUGAGAAUGUAGACUUCAAUACAGUGAAAGAGUUACAAGGACAAAUCAAGUCCAAUUUUAUUUCUACUGAAAAUUAUCAUACUCUUGGAUGUCUCAGUCUUGUGGUUGGAGAUUUAACAAGUGAAAUCCCUGUGAUAAUUGGGGUAAUUCUUUGUGUAAAACUAUGGUUUUGGUUGCCUGAAGUACUAUCUGAAGACUCGGUCUCUGUUUUAGUAGUCAGAUGUCUUACAGAAGCUUUACCAGAAAACAGAUUGAGUCGGUUACUUCACAAACACAGAUUUGCUGAAGCUGAGAGCUUUGCUAUUCAGUUUGGACUGGAUGUUGAGCUUGUUUACAAGGUAAAAUCAAAUGAUAUAUUGGAGAAACUAGCUUUGAGUUCUGUGGACACCAGUGAGCAAACCGAAUGGCAAAAACUUGUAGAUGAAGCUAAGGAAAAUCUACAUAAAAUCCAGGACGAUGAAUUUGUGGUGAAUUACUGUUUGAAGGCUCAGUGGAUAACCUAUGAAACCACUCAGGAAAUGCUCAAUUAUGCCAAAACCAGGCUUUUGAAGAAAGAAGAUAAAACUGUUCUUAUUUAUUCUGAUGGCUUGAAAGAGGUAUUAAGGGCUCAUGCAAAGUUGACUACUUUUUAUGGAGCAUUUGGACCAGAAAAAUUCAGGUUGCCUGAUGCAAACUUUGAAAGCAAGUUUGAUGUGAAAAUGCUUGAGAACUUGCUCAACUCAAUUUCUACACCAGUCUCCUUGCAAAAACUUUGUCCAUGGUUUAAAAAUGAUGUGAUUCCAUUUGUGAGAAGGACUGUACCUGAAGGACAAAAAAUUAUUGCAAAAUGGUUAGAGCAAGCAGCCAGGAAUCUUGAAUUAACUGAUAAGGCAAACUGGCCAGAGAAUGGACUUCAACUGGCAGAGAUAUUUUUCACAGCAGAAAAAACUGAUGAGUUGGGAUUGGCUUCCUCUUGGCAUUGGAUUUCCUUGAAGGAUUAUCAGAACACAGAGGAAGUAUAUCAGUUAAGGACUUUGGUAAAUAACUUGCGAGAGUUGAUUACAUUGUAUAGGAAAUACAACUGCAAAUUGGCUCUCUCUGAUUUUGAGAAGGAAAAUGCGACCACCAUAGUGUUCCGAAUGUUUGAUAAAGUGCUGGCCCCAGAGCUUAUUCCCUCCGUCCUAGAGAAGUUUAUAAGAGUUUACAUGAGGGAACAUAACUUGCAAGAGGAGGAACUUCUUUUGCUGUACAUAGAGGAUUUACUCAAGAGAUGUAGCUCAAAGUCCACAUCACUCUUUGAAACAGCAUGGGAAGCAAAGGCCAUGGCAGUAAUAGGGUGUUUGUCUGACACAGAUCUCAUAUUUGAUGCUGUACUUAAAAUAAUGUAUGCAGCAGUGGUUCCUUGGAGCGCAGCUGUGGAGCAUCUGGUGAAACAGCACCUGGAAAUGGACCAUCCCAAAGUCAAGUUAUUACAGGAAAGUUACAAAUUAAUGGAGAUGAAAAAACUGUUACGAGGCUAUGGAAUAAGAGAGGUGAAUCUCCUAAACAAGGAAAUAAUGAGGGUGGUCAGAUACAUUCUCAAACAAGAUGUCCCAUCUUCUCUAGAAGAUGCUUUAAAGGUAGCCCAGGCGUUUAUGUUGUCUGAUGAUGAGAUCUACAGUCUAAGAAUUAUUGACCUAAUCGAUAGAGAACAGGGUGAAGACUGUCUCCUUCUGUUGAGGUCUUUGCCUCCUGCUGAAGCUGAGAAAACUGCAGAAAGAGUCAUCAUAUGGGCACGAUUGGCCUUACAAGAAGAACCAGAUAAUUCUAAAGAGGACAAGGCCUGGAGAAUGUCUGUAGCGAAGACGUCAAUAGACAUUCUUAAAAUACUACGUGACAUUCAGAAAGACAAUCUUCAGAAGAAGGAUGAAUGUGAAGAAAUCUUGAAACUAUUUAAAGUGGUUGCUAGCUUACAGGAGAACUUUGAGGUCUUUCUUUCAUUUGAAGAUUAUAGCCAUAGUUCCCUGGUAGCAGAUCUCCGUGAACAGUACGUUAGAACUCAUGAAGUUGCACAGGCUAAACACAAACCCAGGAGCACCCCAGACCCCACAGCUGCUGAGCUGAAGAGGCUGAGCAUGGAAUCAAAGCUGCACAGACAGGCACUGGCCCUGCAGGUGUCCAGACAAGAGCUAGAGGCACAGCUGACCUUGAGAGCCUUAAAAGACGGAAAUGUCGAAACAGCACUGAAAAAAUGCAGAGAUUUGUUUAAGUAUCACUGCAACCCUGACACUGGGAAAUUACUGUUUCUGACAUGUCAAAAGCUUUGUCAGAUGUUGGCUGAUGAUAUCCCAAUGACAGCACCCGUGGGAGUGAACCUUCCUUCCGAGAUACAUGAUCUAGCAUGCCAAGCUGCCACCAUCUGCAGUCCAGAUUUUUUACUAGAUGCUUUAGAAUUAUGUAAAUAUACUUUAACAGCAGUAGAGCUUUCAAGACAAUGCCAAAUGGAUGACUGUGGAAUUCUAAUGAAAACUGCUUUUGGAACUCACAAAGAUCCGUACGAAGAGUGGUCCUACAGUGAAUUCUUCAGCGAAGAUGGAAUUGUUCUUGAGUCACAGCUGGUGCUGCCGGUUAUUUAUGAAUUGAUUUCAUCACUUGUGCCUCUAGCUGAAAGCAAGAGACAUCCCUUGGAGUCUACAAGUUUGCCGUACUGCUCUAUUAGUGAAGGUGAUGGCCUUAUUUUACCUGCUAUAAAUUCCAUUUCUGCCCUGCUUCAGAAUCUUCAGGAAUCUAGCCAGUGGGAGCUGGCCCUAAGAUUUGUAGUUGGUUCAUUUGGUACCUGUCUUCAGCACUCUGUGUCAAACUUCAUGAGUACCAGUUUAAGUGAAAAGUUAUUUGGACAGACCACCUUAGUUAAAUCAAGGAAUGUUGUUAUGGAAUUGAAAGAAAAAGCCAUUAUGUUUAUCAGGGAAAAUGCUACAACACUGCUGCACAAAGUAUUUAAUUGUCGCCUGGUGGAUAUUGACCUGGCCUUGGGUUACUGCACUCUCUUACCCCAAAAAGACGUGUUUGAAAAUCUCUGGAAGCUCAUAGAUAAAGCAUGGCAGAAUUAUGACAAAAUUCUGGCACUAUCCCUGGUGGGCUCUCAGCUGGCCAGUCUUUACCAGGAAAUAGAAAUGGAGCUUAAGUUCCACGAACUCAGUACUGAUGCCCGGUGGGGUAUUCGCCUUGGUAAACUUGGAAUUUCUUUUCAACCAGUUUUCAGGCAACAUUUUCUCACCAAGAAAGAUCUCAUUAAAGCACUUGUGGAGAAUAUAGAUAUGGACACAAGCCUCGUUCUGGAAUAUUGCAGCACAUUUCAGCUGGACUGUGAUGCAGCUCUUCAGCUGUUCAUCGAAACACUGUUCCACAACACCAAUGCCAGCCAAAGCCAGAGGAUUGGGAUUGCAAGCCCAGAAUCUACAAAGCAGCAGCGGUCCAAGCUCCUGGCCAAAGCCCUCGAGAUGGUUCCUUUACUGACAAGCACAAAAGAUUUGGUCAUCAGUCUCAGUGGAAUACUACAUAAGUUGGAUCCCUAUGACUACGAAAUGAUCGAAGUUGUCCUGAAAGUUAUAGAAAGAGCCGAUGAAAAGAUAACCAAUAUUAAUAUUAAUCAGGCAUUGAAUAUUCUGAAACAUUUGAAGUCAUACAGAAGAAUUUCUCCUCCCGUGGACCUAGAAUAUCAGUAUAUGUUGGAACAUGUAAUAACUUUGCCAUCAGCGGCCCAAACUAGACUGCCUUUUCACCUAAUAUUCUUUGGCACAGCACAGAACUUCUGGAAAAUUCUCUCUACAGAACUCAGUGAAGAAUCCUUCCCAACGUUGCUCUUAAUUUCUAAAUUAAUGAAGUUCUCUCUGGACACACUGUACGUGUCUACAGCCAAACACGUUUUUGAAAAAAAACUGAAGCCAAAGCUCCUGAAGUUAACACAAGCGAAGUCCUCACCACUGAUUAACAAGGAAAUAACUAAGAUCACUCAAACCAUCGAGUCCUACUUACUGUCCAUAGUCAACCCCGAGUGGGCCGUAGCGAUUGCCAUCAGCCUUGCCCAGGAUAUCCCUGAAGGUUCCUUCAAGAUGUCUGCUUUGAAAUUCUGCCUUUAUUUAGCUGAAAGAUGGCUAGAGAACAUCCCAUCACAGGAUGAAAAGCGUGAAAAGGCCGAGGCUUUGUUGAAGAAGCUCCAUAUCCAGUACCGGCGAUCGGGCACGGAAGCUGUGCUCAUAGCCCACAAGUUGAACACGGAGGAAUAUUUAAGAGUGAUAGGAAAGCCAGCACAUCUCAUUGUCAGUCUGUACGAACAUCCCAGCAUCAAUCAAAGAAUUCAGAAUGCGUCUGGCAAAGAUUAUCCUGAUAUUCACGCAGCAGCUAAAGAAAUAUCCGAAGUCAAUGAAAUUAAUUUGGAAAAAGUCUGGGAUGUGUUGUUGGAGAAAUGGCUGUGCCCUUCAGCAAAACCUGAGGAAAAUCCAUCGGAAUUGUUUGAACUUCAAGAAGAUGAAGCACUACGAAGAGUGCAGUAUCUCCUCCUGUCUCGUCCGAUGGAUUACAGUUCAAGAAUGCUCUUUGUGUUUGCAACAUCAGCAACAACUACGCUGGGUAUGCAUCAGUUAACGUUCGCUCACAGGACACGAGCUCUGCGGUGUCUCCUGUAUUUGGCUGACAAGAAAACUAUAGAAUCUCUCUUUAAAAAACCCAUUGAAGAAGUGAAAUCUGAUUUGAAAUGUAUAACUUUUCUGGCAUUAUUUGAGACUUUGAAUAUCCCCAUCACAUCUGAACAAUUUCGCAACAGUCCUAAAGAAGGAAUGAUUAAGGGUCUGUGGAAAAAUCACAGUCACGAGGCCAUGGCAGUAAGAUUAGUGACUGAGCUUUGUUUAGAAUACAAAAUCUAUGACCUGCAGCUUUGGAAUGGACUCUUGCAAAAGCUUCUUGGCUUCAAAAUGAUUUCUUAUCUAAGGAGAGUUUUAAAAGCCAUGUCUAGUAUCUAUUCUUUAUGGCAGGUGCCCUACUUCAGCAAAGCUUGGCAGCGUGUGAUUCAGAUACCACUACUUUCAGCCUCUUGUCCUUUAAGCCCUGGUCAGCUAUCAGAGUGUUGUGAGAGUCUCAUCGCUGUCCUAGAAUGUCCAGUUUCAGAUGAUCUCGACAUGAUCGGGGUUGCCAGGCAGUAUGUCCAGUUGGAGCUUCCGGCUUUUGCAUUAGCUUGUCUGAUGCUCAUGCCACACUCAGAGAAAAGGCACCAGCAAAUUAAGAAUUUUCUGGGCUCAUGUGAUCCUCAGAUCAUUUUACAGCAACUAGAAGAGCAUAUGAACACCGGCCAAUUAGCAGGAUUUUCACAUCAAAUUAGAAGUCUGAUUCUAAAUGAUAUCAUAAGUAAGAAGGAGUUUGGGAUUUUGGCAAAGACAAAAUACUUUCAAGUGUUGAAGCUGCAUAUGAUGAACACCAACAACAUCUCUGAACUAGUGAACUAUGUGGCAAAUGAUAUAAGUGUAGGUGAAGCUUCAGUCUUGGUAACUGAAUAUUCAAAGCAUCUCGGGAAACCUGUACCGCCAGACGCCUCUCCCUGUGACAUCCUAAAGAUGUUUCGUACUGGAUUAUGGUAAAUCAUUGAACCUUUUUUCAAGAAGGACAGGAGCAAGUUUGGACUCUGCUACAAAUGGACCGUAUUUAUUACAGUUUUAAAUUGUGCAAUCUCUGUGUUAUAGCAAUUUGUCAACCAUCAUCCCCCAAGUAAUAUAUUUAAUAUUAGUAUAAUUGCCCCAU
This is a messenger RNA of Propithecus coquereli (Coquerel's sifaka), 6142 nucleotides long. RefSeq names its product kinetochore associated 1 (gene KNTC1). The coding region runs from base 37 to 5982 and encodes 1981 amino acids. Gene Ontology annotation, molecular function: small GTPase binding. NCBI's taxonomy places the organism in Eukaryota, Metazoa, Chordata, Mammalia, Primates, Indriidae. The record is from RefSeq and is a predicted model, not a curated record. The transcript is spliced from 55 exons. Gene Ontology annotation, biological process: mitotic spindle assembly checkpoint signaling; mitotic sister chromatid segregation; protein localization to kinetochore involved in kinetochore assembly. Gene Ontology annotation, cellular component: cytoplasm; kinetochore microtubule; RZZ complex.